Populus nigra (black poplar) is the source of this 1164-nucleotide messenger RNA. RefSeq lists its product as uncharacterized. The record is from RefSeq and is a predicted model, not a curated record. Lineage: Eukaryota; Viridiplantae; Streptophyta; Magnoliopsida; Malpighiales; Salicaceae. The transcript is spliced from 9 exons. Bases 43 to 930 code for a protein of 295 amino acids.
UUUCAUAAUUUUUCUAUCUUAAUCAAAAAGGGGAUCUUAAUCAUGUCUCGCCCAAAGUUGUUUGACGCUCAAUACUUCUUGGACGAGUUUCGUACUGGUGAUCAACUGAACUACGGAUUGGUGAAUAAUCAAAUACCCAUGGACCAAUAUUCGGCUCAACCAGAAGAACAUGGAGCAAAUACGUUUCCAAGUCAUGGGCACCUCAAAUCGGUGAACACUCAAAUAAACCAUAACCAGUCGGCUCAACCUGGUGCAUGCUCAUUUCAGUUUGGGACAGCUCCUAGUUAUGCAAUGAAUGAUGGAUUGGUGAAUGUUCAACUCCCUCAUCGGUUGGAUCAACCACAAGGUGCUAUUUACACGGUGAAUCCCUCCAUUAGUGCUCAGAUGAACCUUUCCCCGUUGGCUAAACCAGGAAGUUCUCAGUCUUCAAACAUAAGCAGUGCUGAUCUUGAGAAAAGAAGAAGGAAACAAGAGAGUGACAGGAAAUCUCGGGCAAAAAAGGAGGAAAUGAGAAGAGAAAACGAGGAAAGGCUGGUUAAGGUUACCGAAGAGAACAACGAAUUAAGGAAAGACAAUGCCAGCUUAAAAGAGGGAGAAGUUGAGAUGAAAAGAAAACUGAAGAAUUUCGAACAGAAAGUUAGCCACUUGGAGAAAGAAGUUAGCCGCUUGACUAACAAGCUUAAAGGCCAAAACACAAAGGUGGACGUGCUUUCUGAGAAACUAGUUGCUAGCUCUGAAACUACUGGUCUUGUGGAAGAAAACAAACAGCUGAAGCGCAAAAAUGAGCAGCUAAUGACUUCAUUGAAAAAUCCAGACAUCAUGAAAACAGUCGAGCUUGUCGAAGAGAUUGAAAAGUGGAAACGUAAAGCCAAGAGACUCCAGAUUAUAAACGAAGCUUUGUGUGACAAGAUGAAUAAUGACGAACACUAAUGAAGGGGCGUGGAGCACCCCUUCAUGACAAGGGACUUCAACAAAGUAUGUUCACUAUCGAUCAGGGAGUGGUUGAUUUGGCGUCCUGCGCAGGCUGCUCCUGUCCUCUUCUUUAUCAAUAUUUAUAUCGAACAUAUAUGUGUAAUAAGUUAUGGUUGACAUGCACAGACAGAUAGCCCCUCAACUUCGCAGUUUUAUGUUAUGGACAAGUCAGGUGUUUGUGAUGCUGUUUCA